CCCUGCUCGCACAGGUGCACGCACUGGCGCACGCGCUCAUGCUCGCUCGCUCGCCCGCAGGCACCGCCAGCUGCUUCUGCGCCCUGGGUUUCUGGGAGGCCUGGAAGAGGCCGGCAGACGGGGGAGAAGGACGUACCUUCCAGUCCCCCAGAUCUACCAAAAAAACUCAUCCAGGUGAUUCCUGCUUUGCAGUGGAUGAGGAGAUCUAUGAUGCUCAUAUUAAGAACACCCCGGAAGGAGGAAAAUUAACUGAAACUUCAAGGCAAUCCAUGAAGGAUGUAUUUCAGGAUUUCACACAUUCUUUUGUAAAGCUGAUCUACUUUGGUUCUCAUCAUCUGAAGAAGAGGAGGAAGGUCUUGAUGGCACCAAAAAAUAAGCAGCCACAGAUAUUCUCUGAGGGUGGUCUAUACAUGUGCAUUUCUCACUCAUACAGAGAGAAACAUCAUACAGCAAAAGAGAAAGCAGACGGACAUGCCCAUGCCUCACGGGACUCAUCUGCUGGCAUAAAGCAUACUGAGCCCACUAUCACAGUGCCCCUUCCAUGGAAAGGACUAGGCAAGGUGAAAGAAAAGAUAGUAAAAUCAGCAGAGACUCAUUUUGACAUGACUUCAGAGGAAGAGCACAAAAGUUUUGAUGAUGCUCAACAUACCCAGCCUCAGGUAUUCUCUGAAGGUGGUCUAUAGAUGUGUAUUUCUCACUCAUCUACAGAGAAACAUCAUACAGCAAAAGAAAAAUCAGACAGACAUGCUCAUGGUAAGAACUACAUACUGUUCUUUGGACAGAAUAUUGAUUUCUAACAUGAUCACUGGUGUAUUCUAAUACUUGGAAAAAUGAACCUAGUAAACAUGUAGUAAUGAAAAAGAAAGAAAGAUAAUGAGUUGUCUUCUUUAAGACCAAAUUCCAGUUGCAGGUUAUAGUGGGAGUGUCUCUCUUAGUUUCUAUACGAGACAUGCGUACAUGACAAGGGAGUUGGCAAUCAUGAAGUGGAGAGGAGAAAAAGGAAUAAACAUUGAGAAAGGAAGAGAGAGUGAGUACAGUAAGUAAAUGAAAGAAAAAGAAGCUGUGAAGGCAGAGAAAUUUCAAUCAUGUACCAGAAGGAAAAGUCCAGUGUAUUGAAAAUAUGGAAGGAAUAUGUGGGUUUCCCUUAUGAACAUGACUGAAGGUAUGAGAGAAUUUUGUGUUUUGGUUUUGUGUUUUUUCAGGUAGGAACUGAAUCAGUACCUAUUACUUUAUCUGGGAUAGACACAGAUUGCAUAAGAUUCUCACUACAAAAUAUUUUGUUGGAAAGAAUACUGUUCUUUACCCUCUACCUUCUUUCUAUUGAUUUCUCAGUAUAUUCUCAUCUUCCUCAGGGAAUCCUUUCUGUAGAUCAGUUUCCUUUAUUACAUCACAAAACUCCUUUUUAUAUCAUCUUUCUGAGUUUAUAUGUUUUUCUUCUCCAUUAGACUUUAAGCUAAUGAAUAGAAAGAGAUCCCAUCUACUUUAUCUGCAGAGUACAGCAGAAUGUGUCACAUGUUGUAGGUACUCAUCGGUUUAGUGUAUGAAUAAUGCAUGUGAAAUAUACAGCAUUAAUAUAUGUAAUUACUCACAUAUUUUGUUUCUUCUUUCCUUUCUUUCUGACAGAGUCUGUUAGCCUGUCGAAAUCCCAGAAAGCAAUUGUAUCACUUCAAAGAAUAAUAAAGCUUAAAAAAAGUCA
Marmota monax (woodchuck) is the source of this 1696-nucleotide messenger RNA. RefSeq lists its product as uncharacterized. The transcript has 10 exons. NCBI's taxonomy places the organism in Eukaryota, Metazoa, Chordata, Mammalia, Rodentia, Sciuridae. Bases 39 to 683 code for a protein of 214 amino acids. The record is from RefSeq and is a predicted model, not a curated record.